Molecule: messenger RNA, 3321 nt
Organism: Hyla sarda
Lineage: Eukaryota; Metazoa; Chordata; Amphibia; Anura; Hylidae
Gene: CRTC3
Product: CREB regulated transcription coactivator 3
Exons: 15
Coding region: 414-2393 (659 amino acids)
Biological process (GO): positive regulation of transcription by RNA polymerase II; protein homotetramerization
Cellular component (GO): cytoplasm; nucleus
Molecular function (GO): cAMP response element binding protein binding
Source: RefSeq, a predicted model, not a curated record
CGCAGUACAGUGUGGGCGGGCGCUAGGCACGGAGUGGGCAGCCGCAGUACAGUGUGGGCGGGCGCUAGGCACGGAGUGGGCAGCCGCAGUACAGUGUGGGCGGGAGCUGGCACUUGUCAGUAGCGGGCGACUAGCAAUCGGAGGCGGCGGCGCUGGGAGGUCACAGCCGCUUUGUUGACAUCGGGCCGGAAGAAGCGGAAGCGGGGAGGAGAUAGAGCGUGUGCCGCCGGCCCCUCCCGUAUGGCCCCCUCUCGUCCCUCCGGCGUCAGGCCGGGCCUCCACUGAUCCGCCGGAAGGGGGCAGCAGUCUGGACCCCAUGACAGGCUGAGCCGCGGCGGUCCCGCAGGGACUGGACAGGCCGAGACGCCUCGGACUUUUCCCCACUUCUCGUAGUCAGAGCCGAGGCCUGCGACAUGGCUGCGUCCCAGGCCUCCAGCUCCUCCAACCCGAGGAAGUUCAGCGAGAAGAUCGCUCUGCACAACCAGAAGCAGGCCGAGGAGACCCGGGCCUUCGACGAGCUGAUGACAGACCUGACCGUGUCCCGGGUUCAAUUCCAAAAACUGCAACAGUUGCGUCUUGCACAAUCUCGGGCUCAGUACUAUGGCGGCUCUUUGCCAAAUGUAAACCAGAUUAGCAGCAGUCCAUCUGAUUUCCAGGCUUCCUUUCAACAAGUGGAUAAUACCCGAGGGAUGAGGCACCAUGGGCUGGUGGAAAGGGUUUCCCGUAAUCGCAUGCAUUCCCCUCUGCACAGACCCGUAGAGAAGCAUGGACGUCAAUGUGAGAGCUCUCCGUAUGGAUCGGUUUAUCUCUCCCCUCCACCUGAUAACUGCUGGAGAAGGCAGCAUGCUACCUGGAGUGAAGAGAAACGACCAGGAUUUAGACUAUUGUCUGCUCUCAACAGAACGAAUUCUGACUCUGCACUUCACACGAGUGCCUCGAGUACCAAAACUCAAGAUCCUUUUGCGGGUGGAAACCAAUAUGCAACGCGUGCCCCCAGACCUCCUCAGCGCAACACAAGUUUACAUGACGGGGAAAUCGACAACUAUAUAGAAGUUUUUUCAUUCCCAAAUUCUUUGACGGAAGAGAACAUGAUGAAUGUUUCUAAGCCACUGCCCAAACAGCUAUGGGAAGCCAAAAAGGUCCAGUCCAUGACUUCUCGUCCUCGAUCCUGUGAAGUCCCAGGCAUCAAAGUUUUUCCAUCUUCAGAUCCCAACGCUGGCCUUUCACAUUUCCAGGGGAACCUCAACACAGGUGGAUCACUGCCAGAUCUUACAAAUCUGCAUUUUCCGUCUCCUCUGCCAACACCACUGGACCCAGAUGACACCGCGUAUGGGAAUAUGGGUGCAGAGAAUAGCACAGGUGGACUUCCUGCUGCUAUGACUCAUCUGGGCAUCAGUGGCUCUUCAGGUUUGCAGAACACUCGUAGCAAUCCAUCCAUACACGCAACGCCCAACAAUAGUUCUAUGGCUUCUCCUGUAAACAACCACGGACCUCCGUCUGGCCGCCCAAAUCAAUCCCUUCACCAGUCUCUUCGCCUGGCAUCACUCAGCAACCCCUCUCUCUCAACGGCCACACUUGGCAGUUCCCCAAGGAGAAGGCAUACACCUGUCAGCCCACUCACCUUGACUCAAAGCAUGGAAUCUAAUAGGUGCAUUAGUGGACAGUUCUCUCCCACCAGCCCAAUGAGUAUUCCUCUUAAUUCACAGGGUAUGAGUCUGGACAGGAAUCCGCUUUCUCUUCCUCCUUUAGAACCUCCUCCCCCUUAUCCUUUAUACCAAGAACAGUCUCAACACUCACAUCAGCAUACACAGCAACAUGUUCAGGAAUCCACAGAGUCUCCGAACUUUCAGCCUCCCUCACCUGUACCGUGUCCUCCAUUGGACUUAAACUUGGCAAAUAGCACCCUAAGUGGCUUCUUUUCAGAUGCUUUCUUUGAUCAGCAACAGCCCACAAAACAGGGGAAAUGUCCGUGGCAGCAGCAAGAACAGUAUGACAUGUAUUGGAAUCCUAGCAGUUCCCUUCCAAACAAUAAUCUCUUCGAUCCCAACAUGAACCUUCAGUACUCUCAGGCAGCCAUGAUGGGACUAGGAGGAAGUCAUGGAAAUCUUCAAGACCCUUUCCAGCUAAGGACAAGCUAUUUGUAUUCCAAUUGCGGUGGGAGCAUUCCAAACAUUAUCCUAACAGAUGACUCAAGCAACAGUUUAUCGAAGGACAUUGGUAAUGCAGUUGCAGGAGUUUCCGAGCUGGGCUUUGAUACAGAUAAUACAUUUCAGUUGGAUGAUGAGCUGAAACUUGGACCUUUGAGCUUGGACAAUCUGAGUAUGUUAAGUGACCCUGAAAUGGUCCUGCCAGACCCUACCAUAGAGGACACCUUCCGUUCUGAUAAGCUGUGAUCCAGACUUUAUUAUGGAGCAUUGACUGCUUCAGUCUUUUCAUGGAAGAACAGAGAAGAAAACCCUGUUCAGGCUGCAACUGAGAACAAAUUCCAGGCUUGUUCACUAUUAUCUGGAUACUAAGCAGUAAUUACUUAAGGAUCUUUGACAUCUGAAUGUCUGGUCAAGUAGAAAUACUAAAAUACUGCUUUAACCCAAGCCAGUAAUUCAUGUUUGUAGAUUGUCUGUGAAAUAUUCCCCAUAGAAGAACUGCCAUCCUGCGUUUUCUGGUAUGGUGAUGCACCAUUGCCUUACAAUUCUUCUACCCUUUCCUGCUUGCAGCCAUCAGCAGAACUUAUUUAAAUCUGCUGAAAUGACGAAGGAUUGAAAUACAAAACAAGAAAAACAGAAGGAUUUUCUGAAUGGUUAAAACCCAGUGAUACAAAUGCAGACUAUGCUGGAGAUUCCAUGUUGUACAGUCUAGAACCACUGACCUCAUGACUUGCUGAUGGAUAUUUGUCAGAUUUAAGUCCAUACUGCUUUGAACUUUUGCCAAAUUUAAGUACGAUCUGGUAUAAAUUGUAACAACUCAUAUAAUGUAGUGAGGUAAUAAUGCAAUAGUGCCUUAGCCCUAGACACUUUCUCAGAGUUUGGAAGAUUGGGUAUCAACUCCCACUAUACCGUGAAUGCUCCCGAUGCACUGAGGCUUGUCCAUUCACAGGGAUUCAAUGUUCACUUAUUUUGUGAGGCAUUUGUUCUCAGUAAACUGACAAGUCAAAUACGUGUAAAGCCCAGGGUGUAUUUCAGCACUUUUUAUUAGACUACAAUAAAUUCCUUUACAAUCAAAUGCUAUACCCGUGCACAAGCCAACAUUUUAGGCUAGCCUUAGUUUUUACAGGGGGUGCAAAUGACUACAAAACUAUGUCAGUUUAUAUAGCAUUUUUUUUUU